Molecule: messenger RNA, 861 nt
Organism: Caenorhabditis briggsae
Lineage: Eukaryota; Metazoa; Nematoda; Chromadorea; Rhabditida; Rhabditidae
Exons: 7
Coding region: 1-861 (286 amino acids)
Biological process (GO): reciprocal meiotic recombination
Cellular component (GO): site of double-strand break
Source: RefSeq, a predicted model, not a curated record
AUGUCAAAUUCAAGGUCACAACCCCGUAACAGUUCCCCACCAGGUACACUUGCCUCAGCAUCUCGAAACAAGAGAUUCUUUCAGACUCUUCACAACCCAAAUAUCAAGCAAAAUGAAAGAGAAAGUAAUCCACUGGUCUCUCGGGAACCUGACUUUUUCAGUCCGGAAGGAGCGUGCCACAAGAUUUACUGGUCAGAUUGCAUAGCUCAAAUGGCGAUGGAUAUAUUAGAAAGACAAAAAGCUGUAACUGCCUGCGAAUUCGAUUUUCUCAAACCGAAGCUAGUCGAGUACACAUUCACAGUAUGCGUUCGUUUACGUCUACCAAAUGAAGUUCGAUUCACAGCAGCCCUAAUUCUGAAUAUGUAUCUUACUCGUCAACUCUGCGGCCUUCAUGAGUUCAUUGGUCAACAAGCUUUCGAUGUUCAAAAGAAAAAUAGGGAGUGGGAUCGAAUGGAAACGAAUAUGGAAAGACAAAUCCCUCUUCGAAUUCUUACUGCCAUACAAAUUAGUACCAAAAUACAUAGUUAUCAUGAUAGUUUAUCCUCUCGACAAGUUGUGAACACGUUAAGAGUAGUUGGUGUUCCCUAUAAUAUGUCAGCUGUCAUGGAAUCAGAGCAGAGGGUUUUCAAAUUAAUCGGUCAUAGUAUACCAGAUAGUCCUCUAGAAGCAUGUGAAAUGGCUCUGAAAGUUCUAACAUAUACUCUGAAUAAGCGAGGAAUGGAGGAAGCAUCGAGGCACGAUGAUCUGUGGCAGCAUUGUCUCAUAGUUCUCGAUGUCUGUUUUAUUAAUCACAUAGAGCUUUAUGAUAGGUUUAUACGAAAAUGCCCGUUCAUUCUGAAAGAAGGAGAUGAAAAACGGUAA